UUCUAGAGUGACCGUGCUGCGACCAGGGAAACAUGUCAAUGACAGAGAAUGGCUUGUCACAACUGUUGUCUUCGUAUGGAUCAGAUGAAUCGGAUGACUCGAGCGACGGUACGGAGGAAUCAAUUGCCGUAAAAGAGACAACGAAAUCUCAAAGCGUGAAGUUUAAUCUAACCAAAACUGAAGAUGGCGAGUGCGAGGACUGUAGCAUUACUGAAAGAGGAAGAAAGCUUCUACCAUUACCAAAAGAAGUAAGGGAUAUGUUUAGAGAAGAUCCUACUUCAGAAGAUGAAUCAGCUAAACAUGAUGGCAGGAUAAGGACAUUUUCUCAUUUUCCUGGCAACUGGGCCAUGCAUGUGUUUAUUCCUUUCGCAACCAACAGUCAAUUUGAGAGCCUUGUGGUAUCUGUGGUUGAAAGUUUGUCGGCUAUGACAUCAGGUAAAGUUCACCUGAUUCCAUCUAAUGAGUUACACGUGAGUGUGUCCAGAACUGUGCCAAUCAGACACUAUUGGAUUGAGCCAAUUGUACAACAGCUAAAGAAUGACCUCAGUACAGUGCCAAGUUUUAGGUCUAACCUACAGUGCACUGAAUUCUACACAAGAUCGUCGCCAUAGUGGAUGGUAUCAUGGAAGAAUUUUCCCUUCCUGCAUUCUACAAGGAUCCAUCAUUUCAUGCUAGUAUUGCAUGGCUGCUUGGAGACUUAUGCUCUGAGAAGACAGAGGAAGUUCAAACCAAACUCCAGGGUAUUUUAGACGCUUGCGUUUGCGAAAAAGAAGUCGCCAAGUCAUUGGUUUUGGAAGUAAAAGAAGUACACUGUAACAUAGGAAAUAAACGUUUUGUUUUUCCGUUGGAUGCAACGUGAUUAGAACAAGUCAGAAUCAGGGAACAUAAUCCUAAAGUAAACUGUUGUUGACAAAGGAGGAGUCUCUAGCAGCAACCUGCACUGUUUCUUGUUGGAAAGACAGACAACUUUGUGGCCCUAGAGAGGCUGAUUAGGAGGCCGUCUUAGAUCGUUACUUAAGGAAGACUACAACUUUUCUCCGGUUUAGUUCUUCGUAACAUUACAUACGGUCCAGAAUGAGAAAAAAAAAAAAAAAAACAUUCGGAAGUCGUAAGCAUUUCUAACGUGUCAAAAUUAUAAAAAUACGAAAAAGGAAAAAAAGACUGAUUUUCCUUAUUGCUUCGAUGAACAUACUUCCAUACUUUCAAAAUAUUUUCUGACGACACGCCUGCUGUUGCUUCAGCACGAGACCUCAAGAACCUUGAACAGUGACCUGAAGUAGACUAUAAGCUUUGGUGCAAAGCUAACCAAGAAAUGUUAAUUAACUUUACUGAAACAAAUUUAAUGUUUAUCAAAUUGCCCUGGAAAAGUUAUCUUGCGAUAAAUGUCCAGAAAGAAAGUGAAACAGUACGAGUUUGCUGGAACAAAAGGAUCGAAUUUUAGGUAUUAAAAUACCUAAGUGUACUACUUACUGA
This is a messenger RNA of Stylophora pistillata, 1473 nucleotides long. RefSeq names its product U6 snRNA phosphodiesterase 1. Gene Ontology annotation, biological process: U6 snRNA 3'-end processing. Gene Ontology annotation, molecular function: 3'-5'-RNA exonuclease activity. NCBI's taxonomy places the organism in Eukaryota, Metazoa, Cnidaria, Anthozoa, Scleractinia, Pocilloporidae. The record is from RefSeq and is a predicted model, not a curated record. Gene Ontology annotation, cellular component: nucleus.